Salvelinus sp. IW2-2015 is the source of this 572-nucleotide messenger RNA. RefSeq names its product transport and Golgi organization protein 1 homolog. Gene Ontology annotation, biological process: endoplasmic reticulum to Golgi vesicle-mediated transport; protein secretion; vesicle cargo loading. Lineage: Eukaryota; Metazoa; Chordata; Actinopteri; Salmoniformes; Salmonidae. Gene Ontology annotation, cellular component: endoplasmic reticulum membrane; endoplasmic reticulum exit site. The record is from RefSeq and is a predicted model, not a curated record.
UAUUUCUACUGGGUUCCCCUCAGGGCGAAGAACUUAAAGAAAAGCAAAAGCUGUCUGAAAAAUCUGCCACUUUAUCUCUGGAGAAGAUCCAGGAAUUGGAGAAUAUUGUGCAAGAGAUGGAGAGACAAAAUGAGCGCCUGGACGAGGAAAAUAACUUACACGCCAUAUCCUUUGACAAAGAGCAGGCCAAUACUGCGAAACAUGAAGAUAUGAUGUCCGAAAUGGACAAAACCAUUGAGAAGUUGAAGCGCAGCAAGAAGAAAACCCAGGAUGCACUCUCGAAGUCUACCAUUCUGAUGGAUGAAGCCAAGCUCCACGAAGAUGCCCGGAAUGUCCAGGUCCAGGUUCUGGAGAAGGAUAUUGCCACCCUGAAGGAGGAGAACCUCUCGCUGCACCAUGCUGCCAAGUUGUGGGAGGAGAAGCACAGGGAGACAAGCGAGCAGAUCAAAGUCUACCAGAAGUCCCAGAAAGACCUGGAGGAUUCCCUCCUUCAGAAGGACCACAACGUUCUAUCUGACCUGCUAGGAGACCUGAGGCGCCUGCGAGACCUGAAAGGCUGGAGUUGUUGCUAA